CACCAGAAGCCGCCUGUUUCCACUGGAUUCCCAGAGGAAGACCAGACCCAUCUACACCACCACUGGACCUUCAGAGGAAACUUAUACACUUCUAUAAGAUCAAAACCACAUCUGUGACUCCAGGAGGACUGCAGCCACGAUUUGAUUGGACUGCUUCCAACACCGGGUCUCCAGUUGUAUUCUGACUCUGCGUUUUUUUGGGGUUUUUUUUGUCCCACAUUUUUAAUUUAAUUUUUAAUUUUUUAGUUUAGGCUUCAGUAAAGAGGAAGAUGCCCCUGGAUUGCCAGGCAGGUGAGGAAGAAUUCACUGCCCCUUUCCCCCUCUCCCCUGCUCCAUCUCCCAGCCCAGCAUGGCCCCUGGCUGCAGGACAGCCCCGCUGCCGACGCCGUCCUGCUGGGGAUGCACUGGGGGGAUCUCCUUCCCCUUCCCUCUGGCACAGAGGCAAAUCCCAUCCUGUCCUUGUCCUUCCUCCCCCAGACAAGGAGCUGAGGAAAGAGACCAGGGAGGACAAAUCCCUGCAGCAGAACGUCAUGGAAGAGGCCAUUUUGAGUGGAUCUCCAGCAGAGGAAUCCAGCAGGGAGGAAAAGCGCCGGAGAUGUCACAUGAAGAAGGGCUCCAGACCCAUCCAAAGAAUGCUCUGAUGAGGAAAUACCCACCCUAGGCCAGGGACGUGGUCAGAUAUCCAGCAAGAGCUCAGACCUCAUGGCCCAUGAGCAGCUUCAUGACAAAGAGAGGUGCUGUGAGUGCUUGCAGUGUGGGAAGAGCUUUAGCAAGAACUCCUCCCUGAUCUGCCACCAGAGGAUCCACACUGGGGAACGGCCCUACCAGUGUGGGGAAUGUGGGAUGGGCUGCAGAGACAGCUCCAACCUGAUUGUCCACAUGAGGAUCCAUAAUGGGGAGAGGCCCUAUGAGUGUGGGGAAUGUGGCAAGAGCUUUAGCCACAGCUCCACCUUGACUUUCCACAGGAGAACCCACACUGGAGAGAGACCCUACAAGUGUGGGGAAUGUGUGAUGAGCUUCAGAGAUAGCGCCAACCUUACAUGCCACCAGAUGAUCCACACUGGAGAGAGACCCUACGAGUGUUCCCAGUGUGGGAAGAGCUUUCAGACCAGCUCCACUCUCCUCAGGCACCAGCAGAUUCACACAGAGGAGAGGCCCUUCCGCUGCCCCAGCUGUAGGAAGGGCUUCAAGCACAACUCCAACCUCGUCACCCACCUGCGCAUCCACACUAGGGAGAGGCCCUACAAGUGUCCCCAGUGUGGGAAGAGCUUCUCUGACAGGUCUAACUUCACCAAACACCAACGCAGACACCGGUAAGGGAAGCCUGCGAGUGCCUUGACUGUGGGAAGAUCUUCAUGUGUGACUGCAACCUCAUCUACCACCAGAGGACGCACAUUGGGAAGAGCCCCGGUGACCCACAUUUCCCAUGAUCCAUGCUGGGAAGACACCUGUUCCUCUCCCUGCCACUGGCAAUGAAUGAGUUUGGCUUGAACAAGGUGAGGGUCUGGCAGUGGACUCAUUAUUGUAUUUAAUCUCAUCUCAGGUCCUUGCCAGGGCCAGCACAGGGACUCUUUCUCUCUCCCAGGGAGAAGGGUGUCCUUUCCAGGCACAGGAAAACCAGUUGGUGUUGUUGUAGUUUUCCCUAUAUAUGGUUUGUGUUACCCCUUCUGUUAUCAAUAUUAUUUCUGUUCCUAUUUGUUCCUUAUCUUGUUGCUGUUCCCAGUAAAUUGUUCUUCUCCCAGCCUGGCAUCUUUGCCUUUUGUACUUUCAGGGGGAGGCUGGAGGGCAGCGAGCGGCAGCAUGGUUUUAGCAGGAGCAGGAAAUUGGGGAAUCCCAUUCCUAAACCCCAGCCCAUGGAAACCGAGCAUCCCAGCUGGUGCCAGCCCUGGCUGCCCUGGCAGGAGCCUUGGGAGCGGGUCCCUGGCUGGGGCUGUGGGAGCCUCUUCCCUCUGGUGCCCAGGGACAGGAGUGCAGGAACGGCUGGAGCUGGGUCAGGGCAGGUUUUGCUUGGAUGUCAGGAGAAGGUUUUUCCCCCAGAGGCUGCUGGGGCACUGAAGGCUGGGAUCAGAUAAGAUCGGGGACUAGAGAAACGAGGGUCCAAACCAAUAUGGUUAUAUCACAGGUUCUCCUACUUUAUUCCACGAGAUGUCGGGUUUUAUACAGACAGAAUAGUUUACACGAACAGGUGCAUUCUGAUAGGCAGUGAACAUACAGAAGUAUGUAAGCUAUUGCAGUUUAAGGUAGCCACUGUGUCUUUCCAGUAACUAUUCCAUGCUAGCAGCACCACUACCUUAACACAUUUCCAGUAACAGAUAAGGUUAUUUGUGCUGCGUAUGUGGAAUGUACUGAGGCCUGCUAGACCAGGCCUGAGGCCUGGUCUGAGGCCUGGUUUGAGGCCCAGGUGUGGAUAGCUCUACCUUAUGAUAUAAGCUAUCCUCCUACACAUCCCCCCUUUUUUUUCUUUAGAGCUAUCCAAACUGGUUCUGUGACACGGUUGGCUGCUUCUACAUAUACUGUUAUAAGCAAAGCACUACUUGAGUUACCCAAGAAAAACCCAAAGAUCUUAGCUGCUAAAAGCAAAAAGAUGAGAGCACACUAUAUUCAGUCCUUGCUCUUCAUUCAUACGCAGGUUCUAGAUUAAAGUUUCAAAUCAUCUGCUGUC
Molecule: messenger RNA, 2662 nt
Organism: Prinia subflava (tawny-flanked prinia)
Lineage: Eukaryota; Metazoa; Chordata; Aves; Passeriformes; Cisticolidae
Product: zinc finger protein with KRAB and SCAN domains 8-like
Exons: 1
Coding region: 703-1317 (204 amino acids)
Biological process (GO): regulation of DNA-templated transcription
Molecular function (GO): RNA polymerase II cis-regulatory region sequence-specific DNA binding; DNA-binding transcription factor activity, RNA polymerase II-specific
Source: RefSeq, a predicted model, not a curated record